This is a messenger RNA of Rubroshorea leprosula, 1080 nucleotides long. NCBI's taxonomy places the organism in Eukaryota, Viridiplantae, Streptophyta, Magnoliopsida, Malvales, Dipterocarpaceae. The record is from the annotation of a GenBank genome assembly.
AUCUCAUCCCCUUACAUUAGCUGAAGCAGCCGCAGGGCUUUGAAGCUCUUUGGUAGUGUCUCUGAGCAAACAUGGCGAGAGGGUUGAAGAAGCACUUGAAGAGGCUCAAUGCUCCCAAGCAUUGGAUGCUUGAUAAGCUUGGUGGUGCAUUUGCUCCCAAGCCAUCUUCUGGACCCCACAAAUCCCGAGAGUGCUUGCCUUUGAUCCUUAUACUCAGGAACAGGCUUAAGUAUGCCCUGACGUACCGUGAGGUUAUUGCAAUUUUGAUGCAAAGGCAUGUAUUGGUUGACGGGAAGGUUAGGACAGAUAAGACCUACCCUGCUGGCUUCAUGGAUGUCGUUUCAAUUCCAAAGACAAGUGAGAAUUUCCGUCUCCUCUAUGACACCAAGGGACGUUUCCGUCUCCACUCCAUCAGAGAUGAUGAAGCAAAGUUUAAGCUUUGCAAAGUUAGAUCUGUCCAGUUUGGCCAGAAAGGCAUCCCAUACCUCAACACAUACGAUGGUCGCACAAUCCGCUACCCUGACCCACUCAUCAAGGCUAAUGAUACCGUUAAGCUGGACCUAGAGAGCAACAAGAUCGUUGACUUCAUCAAGUUUGAUGUUGGUAAUGUUGUCAUGGUCACUGGAGGAAGGAACAGGGGGCGUGUUGGAGUGAUUAAGAACAGGGAGAAGCACAAGGGUAGCUUCGAGACCGUCCACAUUCAGGAUGCCACUGGUCAUGAGUUUGCAACUCGUCUUGGCAACGUCUUCACCAUUGGCAAAGGAACAAAGCCAUGGGUGCAGCUUCCUAAGGGCAAGGGUAUCAAGUUGUCCAUUAUUGAGGAGGCUAGGAAGAGGCUUGCAGCUUCCCAAGCUGCAGCUGCUUAAAUUUUAUUAAAUGUUUCUGUUGGAUAGAGGCUGGUAGGUGCUCUUAGUUGCAGUUAUGAUUUAUGCUGGAACACUUGCUGUGUUUUUUUCUUAUAUGAUCACAAUUUUGAACUAUUAAUUUUGUUACUCCAAGUCUAUAUGCUGUUUGGUGAUGUGGUGACAGUUUAAGCUAUGGUUUUAUAAUCUUUUGGAACAAUAUAAUUCUCUUCUAUUG